CCUCCGACCAGGGAACGUCCGGUGGGGCUCCACACUCUGUACCGCCAAAGCUGCAGCUCCAGACGCCCGGCCCCGACGUUUUCCGAUCACUUCCGGGUGGAAUGUCACGGCCGGGAGCCGCUAUUGGGCAACCAUGGAAGGGGCACUUCCGGUGCCCAAGUGCUGGGCUCUUUGGCAGGAGGAAGAAGAUGGAGGCCGGCACCGGGGCCCGUGCCCGGUCUCUCUUGUGGCUUUUGCUGCCCUUGCUUGGCCCGGUCUGCGCCAGCGGUCCCCGCACCUUAGUGCUGCUGGACAAUCUCAACCUGCGGGAGACGCAUUCACUGUUCUUCGGGAGCCUGAAGAACCGAGGUUUUGAACUCACCUUUAAGACAGCUGAUGACCCCAGCCUGUCCCUCAUUAAGUACGGGGAGUUCCUCUAUGACAAUCUCAUCAUUUUCUCCCCUUCCGUGGAAGAUUUUGGGGGCAACAUCAACGUGGAGACCAUCAGUGCCUUUAUUGACGGUGGCGGCAGCGUCCUGGUAGCUGCCAGCUCAGACAUUGGUGACCCUCUUCGAGAGCUGGGCAGUGAAUGUGGGAUCGAGUUUGAUGAGGAGAAGACAGCAGUCAUUGACCAUCACAACUAUGACGUCUCAGACCUUGGCCAGCAUACGCUCAUUGUGGCUGACACUGAGAACCUGCUGAAGGCCCCGACCAUUGUUGGGAAAUCACCUCUUAAUCCCAUCCUCUUCCGAGGCGUUGGGAUGGUGGCCGAUCCUGACAAUCCUCUGGUACUGGACAUCCUGACAGGCUCUUCCACCUCUUACUCCUUCUUCCCGGAUAAACCCAUCACCCAGUAUCCCCAUGCGGUGGGGAAGAACACCCUCCUGAUUGCUGGGCUGCAGGCGAGGAACAAUGCCCGGGUCAUCUUCAGCGGCUCCCUUGACUUCUUCAGUGAUGCCUUUUUCAACUCAGCCGUGCAGAAGGCCACACCUGGCUCCCAGAGGUAUUCCCAGACAGGCAACUAUGAGCUAGCUGAGGCCCUGUCCCGCUGGGUGUUCAAGGAGGAGGGUGUCCUCCGUGUGGGGCCUGUGUCCCAUCAUCGGGUGGGCGAGACAGCCCCUCCCAACGCCUACACUGUCACCGACCUAGUGGAGUAUAGCAUUGUGAUUGAGCAGCUCUCAAACGGCAGAUGGGUACCCUUUGAUGGUGAUGACAUUCAGCUGGAAUUUGUCCGCAUUGAUCCCUUUGUGAGGACCUUCUUGAAGAAGAAAGGUGGCAAGUACAGCGUCCAGUUCAAGUUGCCCGAUGUGUAUGGUGUGUUCCAGUUUAAAGUGGAUUACAACCGGCUCGGCUACACACACUUGUACUCUUCCACUCAGGUGUCAGUGAGGCCACUGCAGCACACGCAGUAUGAGCGUUUCAUCCCCUCUGCCUACCCCUACUACGCCAGUGCCUUCUCCAUGAUGGCGGGGCUCUUCAUCUUCAGCAUCGUCUUCUUGCACAUGAAGGAGAAAGAGAAGUCUGACUAGGAGGCCAGAGCCCUGGUACUCCUACUGCUUGGAGAAAGAGGGUUUUUAUUUUUAGUUUCCCUUUUUUUUUUUUUUUUUUUUUAAGCCGUGGGACAAUGG
Molecule: messenger RNA, 1607 nt
Organism: Trichechus manatus latirostris (Florida manatee)
Lineage: Eukaryota; Metazoa; Chordata; Mammalia; Sirenia; Trichechidae
Gene: DDOST
Product: dolichyl-diphosphooligosaccharide--protein glycosyltransferase non-catalytic subunit
Exons: 11
Coding region: 102-1508 (468 amino acids)
Cellular component (GO): oligosaccharyltransferase complex; endoplasmic reticulum membrane
Source: RefSeq, a predicted model, not a curated record